Molecule: messenger RNA, 936 nt
Organism: Rhodotorula toruloides NP11
Lineage: Eukaryota; Fungi; Basidiomycota; Microbotryomycetes; Sporidiobolales; Sporidiobolaceae
Product: 40S ribosomal protein s1
Exons: 5
Coding region: 1-936 (311 amino acids)
Biological process (GO): translation
Cellular component (GO): cytosol; ribosome
Molecular function (GO): structural constituent of ribosome
Source: RefSeq, a predicted model, not a curated record
AUGCACGACCGGGUGCUCAGCCCUUCAUCAAGUACCCUGGCCUCCCACUCCAGCCCAUCGCAGGCCGUGCAGCGAUGUGUACGGUUGCGGGGCGGUGAGUGGGUGGAGCUCGACGACGAGGGGACGGCGGGCGCUCGUUGCUGGGCUGGCGGGAUGGCGUGGGUGCCCGUCGGUAAGAACAAGCGUCUUUCGAAGGGAAAGAAGGGCAUCAAGAAGAGGGUUGUCGACCCCUUCACCCGCAAGGACUGGUACGACCUCAAGGCUCCGUCCAUGUUCGACACCCGCAACGUUGGCAAGACCCUUGUCAACCGUUCCUCGGGCUUGAAGAACGCCAACGACUCGCUCAAGGGUCGCAUCUUCGAGCUCUCGCUCGGCGACCUCAACAAGGACGACGAGAACACCUUCCGCAAGAUCCGUCUCCGUGUCGAUGAGGUGCAGGGCAAGAACUGCCUCACCAACUUCCACGGAAUGGACUUCACCUCGGACAAGCUCCGCUCGCUCGUUCGCAAGUGGCAGACCUUGAUCGAGGCUCAGCUCGACGUCAAGACCACCGACGGCUACCUCGUCCGCCUGUUCACCAUCGGCUUCACCAAGCGCCGCCCGAACCAGGUCAAGAAGACGACGUACGCCCAGUCGGCUCAGAUCCGCGAGAUCCGCCGCAAGAUGUUCGACAUCAUGCAGCGCGAGGCUUCGUCGUGCGACCUCAAGCAGCUCGUCCAGAAGCUCAUCCCCGAGGUCAUCGGCCGCGAGAUUGAGAAGGCGUCGCAGAGCAUCUACCCCCUCCAGAACUGCUACGUUCGCAAGGUCAAGAUCAUGAAGCAGCCCAAGUUCGACGUCGGCAAGCUCCUGGAGUUGCACUCGUCGUCGACCGAGGAGGAGGUUGGCCAGAAGGUCGUCAGGGACUUUAAGGAGCCCGAUGUGCUCGCGUCUGUCUAA